This is a messenger RNA of Gavialis gangeticus (Gharial), 973 nucleotides long. Its product is annotated as UDP-glucuronosyltransferase 1-6-like. The transcript has a single exon. Gene Ontology annotation, molecular function: UDP-glycosyltransferase activity. Lineage: Eukaryota; Metazoa; Chordata; Crocodylia; Gavialidae. The record is from RefSeq and is a predicted model, not a curated record. Bases 53 to 958 code for a protein of 301 amino acids.
AGUUAGUUUCAAGCAUUUGUACAUUUAGCGCAGUCUUAUUCUAUUCACUGCGAUGGCUUUCCCAGUUCAUCAACUUUACCUGUUUGGUGCUGGGGUUCUCCUUUUCUUACCUUUGCUCAAGCUUGCAGAAAGUGGGAAGCUGCUGGUGAUAUCUCAGGAUGGAAGUCACUGGCUCAGCAUGCGCGAAGUGGUCGUGAAGCUGAGUGAGAAGGGGCAUGAGAUAGUAGUCAUCGCUCCAGAAUCUAAUUUGCUCUUGAAAGAAUCAAAGCUAUACACAAGGAAAACAUAUAAAGUGCCUUACAAACAAGAGGAUCUUUUCCAGCGUUUCCAUGGGUUUGCUAAAGGGAUCUUUCGUGAGGUCCAUUUUCCAUAUACGAUUCUUCAGGAAUACCAGAACAACAUGUAUGUUAUUAAUAUGUUUUUUUACAAUUGUAACAGCCUCCUGAAGGACAGAGAACUCAUACAGUAUCUGGAAGAGAGUAAAUUUGAUGCACUCUUUACAGACCCAGCAUUGCCUUGCGGGGUGAUCCUUGCAGAGCAUCUGUCCAUUCCUUCUGUGUACUUCUUCCGUGGAUUCCCAUGUAGCUUGGAGCAUGCAAUCUGUAAAAGUCCCAACCCUGUUUCUUACAUCCCAAGGUGCUAUACCAGGUACACAGACCACAUGACUUUUCCCCAGCGAGUGCUGAAUUUGCUUGUUACCUCCCUCGAGACACCACUUUUCCAAGAUUUGUAUACCAAAUACCAAGACAUUGCUUCCGAAUUUCUCCAGAGAGAUGUGCACUUACCAACGCUUUACAGAAAUGGCUCAAUCUGGCUACUGAGAUAUGACUUUGUGUUUGAGUAUCCCAGGCCAGUGAUGCCCAACAUGGUCUUUAUUGGUGGCAUAAAUUGUAACAUGGGAAAAAAACUGCCUCAGGUAUGUCAAAUGAGUUUAUUUCACAUUUUCUUUCCAAUCUAGACUUUUUCUUUCUCU